Molecule: messenger RNA, 1448 nt
Organism: Amoebophrya sp. A120
Lineage: Eukaryota; Dinophyceae; Syndiniales; Amoebophryaceae
Source: the annotation of a GenBank genome assembly
ACUACGCCAUCGAACAGUAAUAUUAGAGAUGAGGAUGUUGAGCGUGAGCCAGAAGUGGUCGUGCAAGUGGCAGGUGUAGGUGGUGUUGUGGCGACGAAUAAAAUUGAAGGAGCUUCUGGAACUGCAGGGACAACUACUUCAAAUAAAGCCGGGACCACUACUAGUUCUUCAUCGCGUGCGGAGGACACGUUGGACCAACUUGCGAAUAUCCGGGACAACGUGGCAGUGAAGAUAAACACAGACGAUUUUUAUGGAGAUCAGAAGAAACUCUGCAACAGCACUCCGAGGAACAAGAUGACAAAAAAUACUACCAAUAAAGAGGAAAUAACCGAACAGCAGCAUGAUGGUACAACCCCCAAACGCGAGUACAUUCUCCUCACUGCCGUGGAGGAAACCACCCAAACCAAAUACGAAGACCCGCAAACCCCCGAGCAAAAAGAGGAAAACGCCCGUCGGCGCAUCUUCGUGCGCGCGGUGGGUCUCGAACAGUUCACCGGCAAGCGGCUGGCGAAAGGUGCGAGAGGUGGAGAGAUGUUCGACGUGAUCGCUUUCGUCGGCGACUACAUCGCGCGGUAUGACUGCGCAUCUCACCGGUUGUCGGAUCCGACGUGUCGCACACCGUUGGAAGACGCGCUACUCCGGCCGGGCAAGCAGCCGCGGGGGACUUUGCGAAAAAUCCCAAAUGCGGACGCUCUGUUAGCGUGUCAGGGCGAGCUCCCGAUCAAUGCGUCGCAAACGGAGGCGGUGAACUCGUUUACGAAAAGGAUAUCCGUCAUCGAGGGGCCGCCGGGAACCGGGAAGAGCACGACGAUCUACCACAUUUUGCGGGCCUACGUCAUGCAGCAGGAGGGAAAUUGUAUUUCUUCGUCUAAGGAGCGUGAUGUUUACGGUAUGGAACAUCUCUUAUCCGGCUCUUCCCUCUGUGCGACCGGCGGCAGAAGCAGAGCAACUUCCGUGACACAGCAGUUCACCAAGGCAAUACAGGCUGUGUUGAAUGCAUCGCCUUCGAGAAGCUGCGGGCACUUGCAGAAGCCGGGAACAAGUACCAGAAGUGCGUUUGGCAGUACCGAUUCAAUGAUGGCAAAUAGUUCUUGUGUAAGAAAUAAACCUACUACAUCUUCUCUACCGUCUUUGUCCGCCGCGAGGGAGGAGGUUCAGGUUGCGCAAGAAAAUAAAUCUGUCCGUCCUCCCCGGGAGCGGUUCCAAAAAGCCGAGAAGGCGGCAUUGGUGACUUGUGUGACGAACCAGGCGGUUAACGCGGUGAUGGAAAAACUCGGACCACUGGACCAACACGGGGUCAAGUCCCUCGUCCUCGGGAAUCCGAGCAAGAUCGGAGCCGCCGCGGCGGCGUUCACGCUGGAAGAGAAGGCGAGAAACGAUGUGUGGUGCCUGUUUAUGAAAAAAGCCUCAACUCUCUUCAAUAAGAUGCGCAACGCGGUGGACAGCGC